GAAGACAGACGUGUGCCUUUGUGUUCUGUACUGUUUCUUAGUUUUCGUGCUUUAUAUCUCAAAUGUAAAAGUUUUCAGUGCUAUAAGGAAGUGAUUUGAAGUUGAUAAGAAGUCCAGUUGUGUUUGUUGAAGUUCCCUGGAUGAACAGUGGAAUUUAAUUCUCCCUUUAGUGAAGCCUUUGUUUCGUGAGGAGCUUGCUGAACAUGAACAUACAUGUUCUUGACUCCGCCCGUUUUGUUAAAGGCUGCUCUCCAUGCGCAGCCUCAACACAGUGCUGUGGCGAAAAAUUGAAGUGUGGGAUAUCUUUUCCUAAAAUAUUUUAUUUUUUUUGUUAGAUUGGUUUUAGUUCUGCUAGUUCGGAAAUGUUCCAGUUCGGUCGCGUUAGUUUGAGCGUUUUAUUUUGUCCGACGACGAAAGCUAUAAGUGUGUGUGUGUGUGUGUUGAUUAUGUUGCAACAAAAUUCGAUGGUUGUCAGAAAAGCAGUAAAAGUGGCAUUUGAUUUCUGUGGUGAUAUUAUCACCAUAAAAAGUGCACAAUUUCAUCGUUGGCCACAACAUAGAGCGCGAUCGUGAAGUACAUUUAGCGCAUUAGGCGUUCACCAACCACACUCGCGAUGUGAAACUUUUGCAACGAGUCGCCAUGCCUUGUUUCCAUGUACAUAUGUUUGUGUUUCUUCAUCUAUGCUCAAUGAAAGAUGUGCAGUACAUACACUGCUCGUGCUACAGUGAUCUUGUAAUACUAUCAAAAGUGAAUGGAUCGUACACAAAAACAUCGCCAGCAACAAAAAUUAAAUUAUUGCGGUUCGACAUACGGGAUGAACAGUGCGUGAACUUGCUGAGGAACAGUUUCGGAUCAGUGGAUUGUCUGGCGCAGCUAGGUUUGGGAGUGCUUGAAGAUAGCUGCGACGAGCAACCAAAAUCAUCAUCAGCAUUAGCGAAAACAACAGCGGUGACAAAAAUGUCCAGCAGCAGUCAUAAGGGAAGAAGUCCUCUGGCAAAUGUGUCUAACCAAGCACAAAGUACCGUAAAUUUCCCACACACUGGAUUGCUACAGAACGGGAACAACGAAGCGAAUCUCAGGAAAUACAUCAGCAUUCUGAACGAUGAAAGAUUUUUUCUCUAUCGGAAACGUAACACAAAACAGUUCACUGGGGAGGAUCAUUUCUCGAAGCUGUCGGAUGAAAUGAUAUUGCAGAUAUUUCGCUGGCUGCCGAAGAAAGCCUUGAUACGUUGCAGCCAGGUCUCGAAACGGUUCCUCCAGGUAUCGUUGGACGAAACCCUGUGGACUCGGUUGGAUCUGUGCUGCCGGACGUUACAAGAAGGUGCCCUUGGGCGAGUUAUUUCCAGAGGUACACUCAUCCUACGACUUGCUCAGGCACACGUAUCGUAUCCCGUGUUUUCACCGGGGACCGUCGGAAAUCGUUUCCUCACGAAGUUACAAUUUUUAGAUUUAAGUAUGUGUUCGAUCGAUCACAAGACGCUGCACGAGUUACUCUCGCACUGCAGAUCUCUUCGGAAGCUUAGUCUCGAGAAUGUGCCAUUGGAUUAUAACUGUUGUCAGGAGAUUGCUUGCAAUGAAAACAUUGAAGCACUCAAUUUGACCAUGUGCGAAGGGCUUGACACCGUCACCGUCUCGACGUUGGUUGAAAAGUUAACCAGACUGCACAGUUUGAACAUCUCCUGGACACAACUGUCGCGGGAAUCGGUGGAGGUGUUCGUAAGAAACGUGACACCUAAUCUUCUGCGACUUAAUGUGGCUGGCUGCCGGAAUACUCUCAGCGAUUCUGCUUUAGAAAAACUUGUCAAACGAUGCCCCGAUCUCCUUGAGCUGGACCUCUCGGACUGCACCCAGCUUACAUCCGAUAGCAUCAAACUUGUUUGUAAACUGCAGAAGCUAGAAUAUUUAUCGUUGUCCCGAUGCUAUAAUAUAAACGUCACCUCUUAUCUCCAACUCACCGAACUGAAUUCUCUGCUGUUUUUGGACGUGUUUGGUCUCCUAACGCCACAAGCCAUAACCAUGCUGCAGACGUCGUUUCCCAGCGUGGGAAUCAACAAAUUUAUGCACAGCUCGGUGGCAAGGCCAACCGUCGGUACUCGGCGAACCUCCAUAUGGGGGAUCAGAACAAGAGACUGAAGCUACAUUUGCUCCCAGCCUGUUGUUCGUUAAACUGUAAAAAGGGAGCUUUUCUCACAAUAGAAUAGAGCCGCGAUAUUGACGAUAGUGUUUAUUCAAUAUUUUGUUUAAUAAGAUGUUUACUUUCAUUAAACAACACACAUUAAAUAUUAAUCAUAGUAGAUGAAGAAUAAUUCCUAAACAUUUGUGGGGAUAGAUCUCAAUUGUUUGUUGUUAGCCAGUCUGUCGUUUCUCUCGUUGAGUUCUCUGAUUUGGUAUCCGCUCUGCAGCCAAUCUGAAUUUUUUCUAACCGCAAUAGACAAUGCCUAAAAAUGCAUCUAGGUUUUCGUUAGUCUUAGAUUCGAGAUAGGAUUAGCGCCGCCACCGCCGCCGCUGUGUUGGCCAGGAUCAACGUCGUCCACCUUCCGAUCGGAGGCAACCCGAAUGCUCUUGCCGCAGAGGCCGUAGAACUUCUUCGGCUUGUAGUUACGUUUGGUUGCGGCAAACUUCCAACCGAUGUGAUUGUUGCACGCGUUGCACACCUGCAAAGGUUCAAAUUGUGUUUUGAUACGAUUUUGAGAGAGUACCCAGCGCGGAAACAGAGAACAAAAAAUCUAAUGAAUUUUUCGGUUCAUGGUCACAUCAUCACCAUUAAACCGAAACUGGAAAAAGACUAUACCACUCAUAGUUAUACUGGUCUUUGACGUAAAUUUUAGUUAUCUAUUUUGUUUUGAAAAAGAAAUAAUAUAUGAAUUAUAUACCUUUGCCCCAUCACAUUUGUAUUAUUGAGAAUUUGAUCGAGGUAUCAAACUAUCAAGAUCUCUCGCAUCUAGCCUUGAGAAGGAUCAGCUAAAAGUUCAAUCUUCCAAUCAUUCGCUUAGUAAGUGAAUGCGCAACCAUUUGGCUACGAAGACCCUCCUUGAGAAUAUCGGUUGUAAUUUGUUGUUGUCUCGCAUUAUAUGUGAGGGGCUCAAAAUGAAAGGGGUGUAAGUGUCAUCAUCGAUUUCUCUAUAUCGACUCUCUCUUUUGUU
This is a messenger RNA of Toxorhynchites rutilus septentrionalis, 3143 nucleotides long. RefSeq names its product S-phase kinase-associated protein 2 (gene Skp2). Lineage: Eukaryota; Metazoa; Arthropoda; Insecta; Diptera; Culicidae. The transcript is spliced from 4 exons. Gene Ontology annotation, molecular function: protein binding. The record is from RefSeq and is a predicted model, not a curated record. The coding region runs from base 640 to 2133 and encodes 497 amino acids.